Messenger RNA from Mycotypha africana, 989 nucleotides. RefSeq names its product Alpha/Beta hydrolase protein. Gene Ontology annotation, molecular function: hydrolase activity. The coding region runs from base 44 to 880 and encodes 278 amino acids. Lineage: Eukaryota; Fungi; Mucoromycota; Mucoromycetes; Mucorales; Mycotyphaceae. The record is from RefSeq and is a predicted model, not a curated record. The transcript has 4 exons.
CAAUUUUAUAGUUCCAGUCGGGGGCGGGUUAUGGAAUCUCCGGAUGAUUAUAAAUACUUUGGAGAUUUCUCUUAAGGAUUUAUUUUCUCUUUUUGCGAUUCUUUGCGUGGAAAAAAAAAGAAAGAUAACCAGAAUGGCCUCUUAUUCUAAAGCUUGCUGCGAACUUCCUCCUGUUGUUUCCGACUAUGAAAAGACGGGUGAAAUGGAGAAAUAUGAUGGUCUUGAUAUCUAUACAGUUGGCCCCAAAGAUGCCAAAAAAGCUGUCUUAGUUAUCUACGAUAUCUUUGGUUACCAUCCUAACGCCUACCAGUUCUGCGAUAUUUUGGCAAAGUCUUGCAAAUGGAGGGUUAUUAUGCCUGACUUGUUACAUGGUGAUUAUGCCACUAUGGAAUUGCUAGGCAAAGGCAAAGAACUUAUGGCAUGGCUUGAUAGAGUGGGCACACUCGAAGUUGUUACCCCCGAUAUUCAACGUUCUGAAAAGUAUUUGAAGGAAGCUGGUGUAGAUGCUUGCACCUUGGUAGGCUUCUGCUGGGGCGCCAAGAUCGCUGUUCAGUUAACUUCUCUCAAUCCUUUCUUUGUUGGUGCCUCUUUGAUUCAUCCUUCUUUUGUUGAUGUUAAGGAUGCUGAAAAAGCCGGUGCCCCUAUCCUCGCUAUACCAUCCAAAGAUGAACCCGAUAUGACUGAGUACAUGGAGGUUCUAUACAAGAAGCCAUUUGGCAAGCAAUGUAAGCAUGUACGUUUUGACGAUAUGCAACAUGGUUUCUGUGCUGCUCGUGGUGACUACAAUGACAAAUUGAAUGCCCAAAGAGCUAAUGAAGCCAUCCGAUUGACCGCUGAUUUCUAUACUGAGUGCUUUAACGCUCCUGCCUCUUCUUUGUAAUUACACGGACAUAAUGUUUUAUAAAAACUUUUUGCUACCUUAUUGAAGGAACAAAUAGGGUAAUUAAAUUAUUUGUUUGAAUCUUUCCAUUCAAUUUUAAAAACACUGC